UUUUAGAAUGGACUUGCUCGAUCAGAUAGCAUCAAUUCCACCAAACUUGUUUAGUCUAACUCUCAAAGAAGAGCUUGUAUUUUUCCAGACUCUAGCGGACUCUCAGCAGUGAGAGAUUCAUCCUGAGACCUUGAAACUUAUAAUUAUUCAAGAUAAAAAUGUUUGACUACAGGAAACUUUGGCUCAGAUGUAUAAUUGCCAUCUCAAAAAGCUGAAAAACGUUUACUUUCCCCUCUGGACUAAGCUUAGCACAAGGUUCAAGAAAGUUCUAGUACUCCAACAUAGACUCUUCAAGCAGAAAGAUAUUGAAAGCUGGAAAUUUGCUGAAACAAAGAUCAAAAUUUAUGAACUGAUUGAAUGGCUUCUCGAACUCUCAGAGAGUCACUUACUUUUCAAAACCUAUGUACAAGAUUUUAGUCAGCAUGAUCUAGAAAUAGACCUCUAUUGAGAGAAAAGCCUUGCCCAAAAUGCAGAUGUGAAGAAAAUAGUCGACCAUUUCCUAAAUGAUAUGAAGAAAUCUAACUCGAUUAUAUGGGUGAAGAAUUGUCAGAAGUUAAUCGAGAACACCACGUAUAAUUUCCCUCUUUACACUAAAUAAAGAAGUGUUUUCAACUCUACUCGACCUCUGGGCAAGAAAUCAUCCUUUAUUCAGAAAAAGCACUUUCGAUUUGCCGCGAUAUAAAAUUAUUGAAGCAUUUGAGUGAUAUGACCCUUCUGAAAGCAAUAGGGAUUAUGAAAAAGAUCAACCUGUGUACAAUAUGAGAUAUCUUGAAUCUCUCAUUAUCCAAGCACAAUAUGAUUUAUUACUAAGUGCUUCAAAAUAGCUUCACCACAAAAUUUUGGGAGAACCCUAACAAAGCUAAAACAAAAUCAGUCCCAAUAAAAUCAGAACUUAGUGUACCUGUCUCCUUUUGCAGUGAGACAAACUCUCCAGUUUUCAACAGAAAGAGCACUGAUAUAGACAGCAAUGUUUUUGAUUUGCAAGAAUAAUGGAAUAAGCUUAGU
Messenger RNA from Moneuplotes crassus, 1005 nucleotides. The record is from the annotation of a GenBank genome assembly. Lineage: Eukaryota; Ciliophora; Spirotrichea; Euplotida; Euplotidae.